Messenger RNA from Achroia grisella, 1869 nucleotides. Its product is annotated as transmembrane reductase CYB561D2-like. The transcript is spliced from 2 exons. Bases 171 to 896 code for a protein of 241 amino acids. The record is from RefSeq and is a predicted model, not a curated record. Gene Ontology annotation, molecular function: transmembrane monodehydroascorbate reductase activity. Lineage: Eukaryota; Metazoa; Arthropoda; Insecta; Lepidoptera; Pyralidae.
UGUCAGUUUACUUGUGUAAAUCGAUAGGGAUAUAAUACACUCGUCGAUAUUUACUUUAGAACAUUUUAAAUAAAUAAAUUACCAACAAUUUAUUACUUUUAAGAAAUAUAACUGCAUUUCACAAACCUAAUUUUUGUUUUGUGAGAAAAAUAUUAAAAUUCUUACUAUUUAUGGAGGCUGCAGAAAGCCCAGCUUUAGACAUGUCAGAUAAAAAUUCUGAAACAUCACGGCUUGUGUCUCAAAAUGCUAGUACAAAACCAAGUUAUAUAAACGUAUUUAGCAAUAUUAUUGCAGUUUUGUUUUUGGGGAUAGUAACGUAUUUCAGUUUUGAUAAUGGAAUUACUAUUUUCUCAUUUCACCCCAUACUGAUGACUCUUGGUUGGCUGUUGAUUAUGACAUCAGCAAUAAAUGCCAUCACUCCUGGUGAUUUGGCUACAGAAUGGAUGCCUAUACGACUCCGAAGUGCUCGUCAUUGGGUUCUCCAAGUACUGGGUGGUAUUAUAAUCACAAUUGGUUUUCUUGUGAUUAUAUCAAAUAAAAUAAUUAAUAACUCCUCUCAUUUUACCACUUAUCAUGGAAAAUUUGGACUAGCAUCCUAUAUUUUUAUGUUGAUUACAAUGUUAGGCGGUAUCGGUGCACUAUAUAGUCUUAAGCUCAAACAAUACUUGCCACCUAUUUAUACGAAACUUAUGCAUGCUUCUGUUGGAUUACUAACAUUCUGUAUGGGCAUAACUUCGAUGUCACUGGGCUUAUUUUCUGGCUGGGGAGCUAAAAAAGGAGAAGUUUUCCAGUAUGUUGGUUUAUGUAUGGUAUUACUGGUUAUGUUGUUCACUGUAUUACGUCCUACCUUAAAAGUAUAUUUUCGGAUGAGGGAAAGACUAGAGAAUGCAAGUUAAAUGUUGUCAUCCAACUAUUUAUAAAACUAGGUAAACUAUGAUGUAUUAAGUGCUUUAGCUACUCACAUUAUACAUGUCGCCUUGCAUUGUAACAGUAAUAAAUUAAUCUUUUUUUUCGAAUGAUUAGACUCCUAAACAGAUUAUAUUGUAAAUUGUUAUUAAAUACUAAUCAUCAUGCCUAUUAUUAUCAUAGCAACACAAUAAUAAAUUAAAAAUUCAUUAGAAUAUUAUAAUAGAUAAAAUGACUACAUAAAUUUAUUGUAAGGAAUCAACAGAUUCAUAUGGCACAGAUCUGUUUUUAAUUGCAGUGUUUGUGGUAGAGAUGUUUGUUCCAGAGUGGACAAUUUAUAUUGAAAUUACAUAUAAUGAAGUACCUAGGUUCACAAUGAGAAUCCAAAUAACACUUUUCCACUUAGAGAAAUUAUCAUGGAUGGGCACAAAUUAGUGUUAUAUGGUUACAAAGGUACCAUGCAUAGAUCUGGAAAGUAAUAUCACUAUUAAGUUAUAAGUGCUUUAUGUUUGUCCAACAUAAUAUAUUCUAUAUAUAGGCAGUAGUUCUUAAUCAAAACAAUCCAUUAUUUACUAAGCAUAUUUGUAUGUAUAUUGUUGUAGGUUUCACUGUCAAUGACCAAAUAUUACACAGAACUUCUAUUAUUUUAUAUUGAUGAUACAGUUAAUUGCAUUAUUUGUUGAAUUGUUUAUAUAAUUGUAUAUGUAAUAUUUCCUAUACAGGGUACAAGAUCUCUUCACAGCAUAGAAUAUAAGUUUGUUAAAAAUGUUCUUAUCCUUAGUAAUAUUUGAAAAUUUAAAAAACCGUUAUACUAGAUUAAGCAAUAGUGGGUUAUGUAUGGUAUGUCUGGUUGUCAUCCGACGUGCUCACAAAAUCGGCAUUUUAUUUGAAGUAUUCAUAAUGAAUAAUGAUAUGUAUGUAUAUAAAUAUAUAGCGUCCAUAUAAAAGAAUGAGUCAGACGUA